This is a messenger RNA of Aaosphaeria arxii CBS 175.79, 939 nucleotides long. RefSeq names its product pectin lyase-like protein. The annotation marks the transcript as partial. The record is from RefSeq and is a predicted model, not a curated record. The transcript has a single exon. NCBI's taxonomy places the organism in Eukaryota, Fungi, Ascomycota, Dothideomycetes, Pleosporales.
CGUGUCUACCCCGGCCAGUCCAUUCAGAAAGCAAUUGAUCGUGCCAAACCUGGUGAUCGCAUCGAGGUCGAAGGCGGAACCUACUAUGAACGCCUCACCAUCACCACCGACGGCAUCCAGCUCGUCGGCAAGAAGGGUGCAACACUGAAGCCUCCCACCAAGGCCAAAAGCAACGUCUGCUCAGGUCUUGCACAGACCCUCGACGGCAAGUCAACCGAAGCGGGCAUCUGUAUUCACGGCAAGGACAUCAAGCUCCUACCCUACGUCUUCGAGCACCGCAAGAUCGAAUCUGUUGGCAAGCCCGUCAAGAACGUCAGCGUCAGUGGCUUCACGAUCAUUGGCUUCGACGGCGAGAAUAUAGCGGCCGUCGGAACCGAGAACGUCAAGGUCUUCCAGAACAAGCUGGUCAACGGCGGACGAUAUGGAUUCCUUUCUGUUGCCGGCAAGGGCAGCCGAGCAUGGGCCAACGACAUCUCGACCGUCGACAUCAACUUCAUCGCCAUGUGCAUGGACGACUACAGUGACGCCGUCUUCUCAGAGAACAAGGUCGACGGAUACUUCACGGGUCUCUGCGCGCAAACACCUGGCGGUGUGUACACUAAGAACACGGUCACCAACGUGUGUGUUGGCAGCGCCGCGGACCCAGGUAUCAAGGGCGCGAAGAUCAUUGACAACUUCUUCAGCACGCGACGAACGGGCUGCGAGAAGAUCUACGGGGCUGGUGUCGUCGUCUUCGGCGCGGUCGAGACCGUCGUCAAGAAGAAUUAUAUCGAGAAGUUCAAGAACGAUGGCUUGGGUGUUGGCAUCUUUUUGACGAACGGAUACUCCGGUGAGGUGGCGACUGGGAAUAUUGUCACGGAGAAUAAGUUGGUUGGCAAUGACUUUGACAUCUAUGAUAACUCAACUGGUGUCAAUACCUUGCAGAAGAAUGUGUGCGCU